AUGGUAAAGGAUGAAGUUGUAAAACUAAGUUAUUGCAGUUCUAAGAACCAAGUUGCGGACAUAAUGACAAAAUCUUUAAAACUUGAGAGGUUUGAAAAGCUUCGUAGCAUGCUUGGAGUAAUGAAGGUCACUGAAAGUUUGGGCGUUGUGUAUGGAGAUUUAAGCACAUCUCCCCUUUACGUUUACAAAAACACUUUUGCUGAGGACAUUCAGCACUCAGAGAGCAAUGAAGAGAUAUAUGGGGUGUUGUCCUUCGUGUUCUGGACGCUCACACUGAUUCCACUACUCAAGCAUGUGUUCAUUGUGCUAAGAGCAGAUGACAAUGGCGAAGGAGGAACCUUUGCUCUGUACUCGCUGCUGUGCAGGCAUGCCCAGGGGGGUUUGUUGCCUAAUGUUCAGCUUGCAGAUGAGGAUAGAACAGUGCCAAUUGAUAAGAAAAAUAUUGGGUUGGUGUUGAAAUCGGUUUUGGAGAAACACAAGGUGCUGUAG
Abrus precatorius (Indian licorice) is the source of this 489-nucleotide messenger RNA. RefSeq names its product potassium transporter 8-like. The coding region runs from base 1 to 489 and encodes 162 amino acids. The transcript has 2 exons. Gene Ontology annotation, cellular component: membrane. Gene Ontology annotation, biological process: potassium ion transmembrane transport. The record is from RefSeq and is a predicted model, not a curated record. Gene Ontology annotation, molecular function: potassium ion transmembrane transporter activity. NCBI's taxonomy places the organism in Eukaryota, Viridiplantae, Streptophyta, Magnoliopsida, Fabales, Fabaceae.